Messenger RNA from Penicillium malachiteum, 6252 nucleotides. RefSeq names its product Peptidase C50 separase. Gene Ontology annotation, cellular component: nucleus; centrosome; mitotic spindle pole body. The coding region runs from base 1 to 6252 and encodes 2083 amino acids. Gene Ontology annotation, biological process: meiotic chromosome separation; proteolysis. Lineage: Eukaryota; Fungi; Ascomycota; Eurotiomycetes; Eurotiales; Aspergillaceae. The record is from RefSeq and is a predicted model, not a curated record. The transcript is spliced from 2 exons. Gene Ontology annotation, molecular function: protein binding; cysteine-type endopeptidase activity.
AUGGCAGUCACUGUACUACCUACCAGCUCUAUGACUGAUGCUGUGAAGCUAGCUGUCCGGUCAACAACAACAUGCUCCGAUAACACUGUGUUGUCCCUCCAAAGCCUCCUCCGCGCAACAUCGAAAGCACCCGAGAAGCCUGUGCGACGAGGUACAAAGUCAACGAAAGAUACAUCAAGGCCAACAAGUAGAGCUACUACCACCCGAAAGACCAAGACAGCUUCUACGGGCGAUGCGCUACAUUCUCUCGUCGACCAAGAUGCGCCCCUACUCAACCCCCAAGAGAAACUCCUCCUCGCCACAGAGGUAUUCAACACCACCCUCAAGACCCUCACCGACGCGUUAAAAUCCCCUCCUGUCAAGCGCCAGACCACAACUACCGAGAAAUCUUCUCCGACAUCCACAAAAAAGACCAAUGGCUCCGGAGAUGCGGGGGUCAGUUCCGCCGCGGAGUGCGCCCGACUCGCCUUAUCAACAUUGAGAACUCUGAAAAGCGACCAAGGAAACAAAGAAACAUUGAAUAUGCAGCUCGAGCAAGGAGUAUGCGUACUAUCAGGGAAAUUGAUAUCGUUGGGACUAAACGAGAUGGCGAGCAAGGAAUUAAGAUCGCUCAAACGACGAAUCCAGCAACACCUAGACAUGAAAAAGACCGGAAAGAAAGCGACGGCUGCAACUGAUACCGGGGACGACGAAACCGCAAAGGAGAGGAUGUCGGAUCUCUUGACCUUCUCGAAUCUCUCGGCUGCACAGGAUACAUACGGUCUGCUUGUUACCUUUCAAGCGAACGCAAUGCGACUUCUUGCUGCGGAUCGGAAAGCUUCCACAAUUCUCAAGCUCUGUCCCUUCUUACAGAUCUCCGAUCCCAGUAGUCCCGCACAAAUGAUUCUGGCUGCUUUGAAGGCCGGAAGCUUAUCAGAUGAUAAAGCUGCUCUUCAGCUUCAGCUCCUUUCGAAUACCGUGCUUUCUCUUUGUGCUGGAAAGCCCUCAUCCGCUGAAGGUUCUGCAGUGAACAAGGAUGCAUUGAAGCCAAUCACUGUCCUGGGUCUUCAACUUCUCUCAUUAGAGAUUCGAUGCUUGGGAUGGAAGAUAUCUGGUCACGUAUGCGAUGAAAGCAAAGAAGUCCAUGAUCCUCUUCUCCGAUAUCUUGGAAGCUUCUCCCAUCGCAGCAAAGCAGUUGAAAAGUCCGAAUUUGCAACUGUGUUCAAGACAAUCACACGAAUUCAGGCUUCUACAUCAGAAAUCAAGAAGACACCCCCCGAGUCCAAGGAUGUGAGUCUAACUGCCAAGAUUAUGGUCCUUCUUGGACAGCUUGCUUUGGAUGCUGGGUGCUUGGACGAAUCACUCAAAUUAUUCACGAAGGCUCUUCCAGCUUUGUCAAAUUCACAAAGUCUCUCGUUGGCUACUGUUCAAUGCAAAAUUGCUUCUGUAUCAUUUCAAGGCUUGAAGAACUCUGGAAAAUACUUGAAGGGAGCAUUGAAAGCAACAUCAGACGCUACAUCCUCCUUGGGUUUACAACUUCGAGGUAGUGCUACUGACCUGGAUGAACUUCUCGUUGAGGCUGCUCGGUUAAAGAAGCUUGCACUCUCCUGGUUUGGUGAAACUAUCGCGAAAGCUCUUGAUGAGGAUAGUGAAAAGAACGAAGUGGCAUCUCAAAUUCGAGAAUAUCUUCAAGCAUUCCUGCGAUUUCUGAGGCGUUACGUUGGAAGGCCGCCUACAGAGGAGAGUGAUGAGAAGGAACAUGACUUAUUUACAGAGCGUGUCGAUAGAUGCAAAAACAUCAUCAUGGCCGCUAUUGACUCAUCUGUUGCCGUUGGAAAAUUAUCAAUCGUGUCACAAAGACCACCGUGGGAUGAUAUGCUUCCUAUUUUGACAGACUGCCAUCGUUUGCUCACCAGUAUUGAAAGUGCCGACGAAACUUGCUCCGAUGCUUCAACCAUUGGGACAGGGCUUGUGAAGCUUUCCAACCUAUUCUGGUCUCGCUAUAUCAAAGAGAAGGAGGCUGGUCAAAGUUAUGAUACUCUGUUGCCCCUGCUCAAGCAUUCUACUCAAAUAAUCUCCGGUUGCCCACCAUCACUCCGCAGCACUGCAUUUGCAGCACUGAAGUUUGAGAGAAUGGCUCAUCUGUACUUGGAAGGCAAUAUGCACUCAGAGUCUGAGAGGGCUUUCCGACAGUCCAUCACAGAGCACAUCGAAUCGAAUGCUCUUCAAGAAAUAGUUGAAAGUGGCUCGGUGACCCACGCUGUUUCAGGGAGUCAAAACACUCAAAGUCCUACUUUUAUGUUGGGUCGUGUUCUCUCGGCGUUUAUGAAGAUGAAGCUGCGAAGGAAGAGCUCCAAGUCAGCCGGCUUCUUCGACACCGUUGAGCUAGAAUCCAAACAAAGAGGUGUACUUCUUGAGUGGCAGAUGGGUAUUUUGAUUGAUUUGCAUGAUUACUGUUCAAGCGAGGAAGAGUUCAGAUCACUUUUGACGCCCAUUGUGUCAAUUCUUCUCUAUAUCUACCCUAAUUAUGUCCACCCUCUACGUCGGGGACGGGUUUUUUUGUCCGCUCUUCGUUGCUUACUUGAACACCCUGGUUCUCUUGAGCAGAGCCUCUUCGAGAGACUCAUGGAUGAAAGUACGGACGCUCUGAAUGAUGGAAUUCAACUUGGAGACGAUGCCGACUUGGCGAAAUAUGCGCAACACAUCACCAACUCCUUGCGCAUUAUUGUUGGCUUCCAUAAGGGUCAAAUGGACCACAGCGAGCUCACAGAUACGCUUGCAUCAUGGAACUCCAUGCUUCGUCAAUGCACUGACUGGAAAACAUUAUUGCUCUGUGUCAAUGAUACAGACUAUUUUGUUCUUCAACUGAAGGCCCUGGUUGACUACACAGAAAUCCAUGGUCUUUGGAAAGACCAGCUCUGUGCUUUGGAGUUGAUUCUCAGAGUAGCUGAACUCCAGCAAACUGGCGAUCUUUCAGAUGCGAUCAGCAUUCUCUCACGUUUGGUGCUGCAAUACUGUCGACUGGGUCAUUGUCAGAAGGCCGGCGAUCUUCUUUCUCGAGGAGAACUAUAUCUUGCCCAACACAAGGUCUCCUCCCUGGCUACUAUCUCUUACAAGCUUGCACGAGUGGAGUACCUUCUUGAGACAGGAGAAGUGGAAAAAGCUGCACCUGUUCUUGCGGCAGCUAAAGCCCUGUAUGAAAAGAGCCAGAAAUCAGAUGAGAUGACCAAUCUGUCUGUAAUGUCCAAGAUCUCUUGGGAAAGACUCAUUGCAGACGCCACCUUCAUUCAAUCUCGUCUUUCCACUGCUCAGGGAUCGAUGACUGACGCACUCUUCUUCGCAAAGCUAUCUGUCAGGCUUAACUGUCGCAUCUGGGCAAAGGUGGAGAAACUAGCUCAACGAAAGCAAGACAAGCAAUUGUCUGCUGUCGCAAGCUCUGAUGUUGAAGCCAUAGCAGAUAGUGUGGCCAAGCUCGAUCUAUCUCAAAAUGGAUCAUCUCCAGAUCUCUCGGGCAGCUAUAUUCAAGGUGCUCCAUUCUGGCCACACCUUGGAUCGCAUCAUACUUGCUUGUUAAACCUUGCCACCUUGUCAGCUCACCAUGGCUUGUUCCAGGAUGCUAUUUACUACGGACAGCAAGCAUUGAAGAUUGACAAGACGCUUGAUGCCAAUGUUCGUCUUGUAGCAGCGCAGACACAGCUCGGUUGUUACUGGAUCCUUGGAGGCCAUGUGGAGGAUGGACAAGAGCUUCUCACUGCAGCAUCGGAGUCAGCGAAGCUUAUUCAGACUAGCGUGGAAACGGUUUCGUUGCAUAUGGCUCUUGCAUCUCUGUGCAAGGUCCAAGGACAGCAUGAUAAAGCACUCCGCUGGCUCCAGGAAGCUGACAAGGCUGUGACAGCUGUGAAAUCUUCUGAUGCUGCUAGCAUCUCAGAGGCUCCGAAUGUUGCACUCCUUGAAGCGAAGAUGGAAAAGUUGCAAGUGCGGAGCAGUCGUCGAACACCCUCAACAACCACUGCGACCACUGCGACGAGUACUACCACACGACGCACUCGUGCAACUAGCUCGGCUACAGCGACUGCUAAGAAGGCCUCGACACCCAAAGUCCCUCUGCCUGAAGUGCAGUCGAAUUCUUUGCUACGACUGAAGAGUGAUGUACUCCGCCAGCAAGCCGACUGCUUACGCGCGCUCCGUGAUUAUGAGCGAUCUGCGCGUACACUUGCCGAGGCACGUCAAUUCGCGACAGCUAGAGAAAGCAAAGUCUCGCUUGAAAUUGGUGAAAGCGAACAUCUUUUAGCCGAGGCAAUCCGUCAAUUUGCAAGUCACGCAGUCUACUGUGUCCUCCCCGAAUCCACUAUCUCUUUACCGUGUCUUAAGUCACCAAGCAAAGGAGGAGAUGAGUUGAGUCCACCAGUUGCGAAGCCUGCUGCUACGAAGAGAGCAAGAGCCCCGACAAGAGGAACUCGCUCCAAGGCUCAAAAAGCCAGCGAAGAUUUCUCUAUAAUGCUUUCCAGAGCAAAUGAGUGCCUGACUAGUGUCUUUACUGAUGUCACUGUACUUGGUUCUACCUUGGAGAGUCAUGCGGCCUCUCGCUUGAUGAGUCGGAUCUCUAUGCUAUCGCAUGCUACUACUCCAGGCCCUGCAACCUGGGCUCAGUCACCUGCGAACAUGAAUGACCAUCACCUGUCUAAUAUUGAAGUAGAAAUUGGUCGUGUUGGAGCAUUCGCUCGCGAACGACUAGCUAUUGAUUUCGAUCGACAACUAUCCGACUUUUCUGAUCCCCUUCUCUGGCCCAAUCCUUCUGCUUCAACCAUCGGAAUUGACGAAACUCUCUGCUCCAGCUUUGCUGAGAAUUAUGUUGAUAUUUUGCCCGAGAAUUGGAAUGUGCUGUCUCUAUCUCUGAGCGCUGACAAUACCGAGUUUGUGGUUUCCCGACUACAGAAGAAUCGUUCUCCAUUUUUACUCCGUCUACCCCUUCGGAGAGGAAACUCCGAUGAUGAUGAAGAAGAGCAAUUCACCUUUGAGGAUGGGAAGGAAGAGAUGCAAGAUGUGAUCAAGCUGGCCAAUGAGAGUUCGCAUGCUGCUAAAGCCCAGAUUGACAAGAAAAUGAAGCGAGAGUGGUGGAAAACCCGCGAGAGCUUGGAUAAUCGACUGGAAAGUCUCCUCCAGAAUAUCGAGAACAUCUGGUUUGGAGGGUUCCGAGGUGUGUUUUCGCCGCUUGCACGGGAUACUACUGCCUUGGCUCGUUUUGCCAGUGCAUUUCAAGGUAUCCUGGAUAAGCAUCUCCCCUCACGUCAAAAAGGUGGGAAGGCAUCCUCUUCCUCUUCUUCGCCUCGUCUUACUCUCCAUCGAAACGUGAUCGAACUGUUUGUCGGUCUCCGAGAUCUCGAGCAGUCCGAGGAGCCUGAAGAUACACUCAUGGAUCUUCUCUACUUUGUUGUUGAUAUCCUCCAAUUCCAAGGCGAGCGGAACGCAUAUGAUGAGAUCGACUUUGACAUGAUGGUUGUCGACACCCUCGAUGCAUUGCGAGGCUAUCACGAAGCUGCACGCGAGGAACUGGCCUCCCGUUCACCGAGUCAUACCAUUCUGGUACUCGACAAGGCUCUGCACUUAUUCCCCUGGGAAUCUCUCCCUUGUCUCCAAGGGUACCCUGUUUCCCGAGUCCCAUCUCUACAAUGUCUCCGCGAACGAGUCCUUCAAUUCCCUGAAUCUCGUUCCGGUGCAGUUAUCGACCGUGCCUCAGGCUCUUACCUUCUGAAUCCUACCGGCGAUCUCCGAACCACACAAGCCACCUUCGAAGAAGAUCUGUCAGGAUUAAAGUCCUGGAAAGGAGUCACGAACCGCGAGCCAACAGAAGACGAAUUCCGCGACUGUCUCGAAUCAAAGGAUCUAUUCCUGUAUUUCGGCCAUGGCAGUGGUGCCCAGUAUAUUCGCGGGCGUACAAUCAAGCGAUUAUCCAAAUGCAGCGUCACAUUCCUGAUGGGAUGUAGCAGUGGAACCUUGACCGAGGCUGGUGAAUAUGAGCCCUAUGGAACGCCUAUGAACUAUCUCCAUGCGGGAAGUCCUGCGCUCGUGGCUACAUUGUGGGAUGUUACUGAUAAGGACAUUGAUCGUUUUGCAUCUUCUACUUUUGAUACCUGGGGAUUAUUCAAGGGAAAGCAAUCCAAUAAUGAUGUUGGUUUGGAUACUGCGAUUGCGAGUGCUCGUGGUUCUUGUGUGUUGAAGUAUUUGAAUGGAGCGGCGCCUGUUGUUUAUGGAGUUCCUGUGUUUUUGGCAUAG